Messenger RNA from Saxophila tyrrhenica, 768 nucleotides. RefSeq names its product Transcription initiation factor TFIID subunit 9 (gene TAF9). Gene Ontology annotation, biological process: RNA polymerase II preinitiation complex assembly; DNA-templated transcription initiation. Gene Ontology annotation, cellular component: transcription factor TFIID complex; SAGA complex. The coding region runs from base 1 to 768 and encodes 255 amino acids. Gene Ontology annotation, molecular function: protein heterodimerization activity; transcription coactivator activity; RNA polymerase II general transcription initiation factor activity. The transcript has a single exon. Lineage: Eukaryota; Fungi; Ascomycota; Dothideomycetes; Mycosphaerellales; Extremaceae. The record is from RefSeq and is a predicted model, not a curated record.
AUGGCCUCACCGACAGUGAACGGUCACCCAUCAACACCUCCCUCCUCCGACCCCGCGACAACGACAGCGCCGGCACAGGCACCUUCACAACCCACCGCGCUCCCCACUGCGCCACUCAACUCCCUCACCGACGACGGCGACACCAAGCGCCCCCGUGAUGCUCGCCUCAUCCACCUCGUCCUCUCCUCCCUCGGCAUUCACAGCUACCAAGAGCGCGUGCCUCUACAACUGCUUGAUUUCGCGUACCGCUACACCAGCUCCGUGCUUUCCGACUCGUUGCGCCUCUCUAGCGAAGGCUACCAAGGCAGUACCGAGCGCAAUGCAGGAGGGAGACGAGGCGCCGGCGCGGGAGGGGAAGAUGGUGCGAUCUCGGUGACGGCACUUAGGCAGGCCAUCGCGAGUCGGACGGGCUAUCAUUUCCACCCAGGCGGCGCGCUGCCCAAGGAGUUUAUGUUGGAGCAAGCGCAUGAGCGGAACAAAGUGGCGCUGCCGCGGGUGGAGAGGGGCUAUGGAGUGCAGUUGCCGUCGGAGAAGUAUUGCUUGACGGGCGUCGGGUGGGGGAUGAAAGAGGAAUGGGAUAGUGAAGAGGAGAUCGAGAUGGAUGUUGGAGAUAGGUCAAAUGGCGUGAGGAGCGCGGAGAGGGAAGACGAGGCUAUGGAAGGGGUAGAGGGUGACGCCGAGGGAGAGGAUGAGGAAGGCAUGGGCAGGAUGGAGGAUGUGUUCGGUGAAGAAGAAGGCGCUGGUGACACUUCGAUGGCGGAGGGAUGA